This is a messenger RNA of Aegilops tauschii subsp. strangulata, 417 nucleotides long. Its product is annotated as ethylene-responsive transcription factor ERF115-like. Gene Ontology annotation, molecular function: DNA-binding transcription factor activity; DNA binding. Gene Ontology annotation, biological process: regulation of DNA-templated transcription. Lineage: Eukaryota; Viridiplantae; Streptophyta; Magnoliopsida; Poales; Poaceae. The record is from RefSeq and is a predicted model, not a curated record.
AUGCCUCCGCGUCACCGAAGCAGCUCCGGCUACCGCGGCGUCCACGUCCACCCUUCCGACACGUUCUACGUCGAGAUCCGCUCCGAUGGCGUGCGUCUCAGUCUCGGGACGUUCGAGACCGCGCACAAGGCCGUCCGCGCGUACGACGCGGCGGCGUGGCGCCUUUCGAGGCAAUGCUCGCAGAUGAAUUUCGACGACGACGCACAGACGUGCGAGCAGGCGCAGGAACUUGCGCCUCCGCCGCAGCUAGUAACCGACGGCAACCGUCAGGAACCCCAUAGGCAGCAGCGCCGCGUCCUCAUCGCCGAGGCGGACGAGCAAGCCAUGGCGGAGUGGCGCCAGCGCUACCCGCAGGACGUCGCCGACGAGAAAGGCUUCACAUGUCAGCUUGAUCGGCAGGCAUGGCCGGCCAUAUGA